UCAUUUUCCCUUAUCAUAUGCUUGUCGUUAGCCCUUAAUGAAAGGUAAAACCACAACUAUUACUAGCAUUAUUUAACCUAAGCUUCUAUAGUCAGUACAAAAGAAUCUUACAGGGCUUGGUACUACUGUUUUACAUUGCUUUUCCUCAAUUAAGUCCUCAGCACUUCAGCUCCUCUUUAAGUAAACUCUCUAACCUAAAAUCAAUGGAUCCACUGGCAUCUCAUCCAACUGCCUUUCCAGAUUUCCAACAAAACUAUCUGGAUUCCAACCGCUCCUCCUCAUGUUCCCGCCUUAACAAUACACGGGACAGGCCACUGCCACCCGUCCCUGGUGCCAAGCUACGCCUUAUGUGCAGCUACGGGGGUCACAUUAUCCCCCGCCCCCACGACAAAUCACUAUGCUAUAUUGGAGGUGACACUCGCAUUGUGGUGGUGGAUCGCCUCUCCUCCCUCUAUGACAUCCACGCUCGCCUUUCACACACCCUCCUCAAUGGUAACAAGUUCGCAAUCAAGUAUCAGCUUCCUAAUGAAGACCUUGACUCACUUGUAUCAGUCACCUCUGAUGAGGACUUGCAACAUAUGAUUGAAGCAUAUGAUCGUGCAAUGUUGGUUUCACCUAACUUGAAACCUUCUCGUCUUCGCUUGUUCCUGUUUCUUGAAAAGAUAGAAACUGCAGCCUCUAUGGGUUGUCUUCUUGAUGAUGCCAAAUCCGAAACAUGGUUCGUUGAUGCUUUUAACAAUGCUGGUUUUAUUUCCAGAGGGCUCUCUGAUUCAGCUGCAGUAGAUAAUUUGCUGGAACUUCACAACAUUCCGGAUAAUGAUUCUUUUGCAGACCUGGAGGCUCAAAAUCAUGAGUCCCUGGGCAAGAAUGCUAUUCAGGAAGUGAAUUCUACAAUGCCUGAUUCACCUAUGGUUGAUACAACCUCAUCAUUUGAAUCCACUGUUUCAUCUCAAUCUAUCAGAAAUCUGCUUCCUGUUGCGGUUAAAGGUGAAGAUAAUCACAUGAACGCGACAUUCCAGGAUCAGAUUCUUGGGUUAUAUGAACGGUUCUCACAUAUUAACGUCGCUUCAAAUGAACAAAAACUGGAUGAUGGUUAUAACCAUUUGCCUGCAGCUGUAGCACCAGCUCUUCCUACUGUAAUUGGUGGUGCAGAUGCUAUGUUAUCAGCUGGUUUUGUGAAAUCUACAGCUGCUAAUGAUGAUGAGAAAACAGAUCAUGUUGCGCCUACUAGGCUCCGGAAACUCCUAUUGAGGUCACUAUCAAUUCAGAAGAAAAAUGGAGAUGGUUAUAUCUUACCAUCACCUGAUUCAAAAUGUGCUGGUUACAAUUUGCCAUCACCUGAUUCUGUAGCAAGUGAUAGCAGCAUUGCCUCAGCUACUUCACUCGCAAAACACACGAUUUACCAAGAAGCAACUCAUCCUCUUGCAGUAAUUGAUUCCAGGAAUAAUAGUAUUGAUCCAAACUCUCCAAGUCAGAUGCAACAGGUUCAAGAUUCUGUAGUUAUACAGGCCUCCCAGCAAAAUCUGUACCAGCAACCACAGUUCAUUCCACCCGGCGCCCAUUACAUCAAACAUACUGCAACAGGUCCAGUGACAACGCCAUCUUACUAUCCAAUGUAUGCACUUCAAUCCCAGCAACCAAUACAUCAACAAAUGGAUCAGCAGUAUCAAUUGUAUUUGAUUCCUGUCCCUCAAAUGACAAUGCAAUCCAAUAUAUGUGGAGUAGCAUCAAGCCAGCAUCUGGCACCACCAAAUCCACCUAUUCUUCCGACAAAUACAGUUACGUCUUCUGAACCUGAAAUGGCUGCAAAUGCAUACAGAACAGCCACUCCAGCUUCUUCAAGAUUUCUUCAAGUUCCUACUAGUCAAUUUCAGCAACAAUAUUGUGGUCUAUCCCAGUUUUCUCCUCCAUCACAGCCACUGGCUGCUCUUAAUACUGCCAUUGCUAAUUUGAGCUAUGAAUAUUCUCAUCCUACGCAUGAUCAGGUGUACUACGCUCAACAUCCAGCUCCGCCAUUUCCUUUGCAGUAUCAAACAAUGACCCCUACUGCAGUUUUAUUUUCACAGGCUUCAGCACAACUAGCUGCCGAGAACACCACUUCACAAAACAUAACCUCAUAGCCUCAUUAAGUUAAAACAGGUAGUCAAGAUAGAAUAUCAGGUGUACUUUUAUUUUAUACUUCAGGUACAAGGAGGAAUGUCUAUUGUGGAGAACAGAGGUACUCUUCAUCCUACAGCGUGAUGCAGGCAUUCGUGAGGUUAAGAUGAGACUAGUAUAUGGUGUCUUACGAAGCAAUUUAAUAUCAGCAUCUGAACUGCAACGUAUGUAUUAUGCUCUCUUUUUCUACAUGUAUGUAUGUAUGUCUUAAUAAUUGGUAUUCUAUAAUAAAGAACCUGUUAGAUGAAUCCAACAUUUUGGUCAUCC
Molecule: messenger RNA, 2424 nt
Organism: Nicotiana attenuata
Lineage: Eukaryota; Viridiplantae; Streptophyta; Magnoliopsida; Solanales; Solanaceae
Exons: 2
Coding region: 204-2120 (638 amino acids)
Molecular function (GO): protein binding
Source: RefSeq, a predicted model, not a curated record